Messenger RNA from Ceratotherium simum simum (southern white rhinoceros), 930 nucleotides. Lineage: Eukaryota; Metazoa; Chordata; Mammalia; Perissodactyla; Rhinocerotidae. The record is from RefSeq and is a predicted model, not a curated record.
AUGACGGAGAUCAUUCCUCGGUCAUCCUACCUGCAGCCAGGUAGCCCCGAGUUCUGUCGUGUUAUGCUACUCAGCAUUCCAGCGACGUCCUCCAGAGCCACCUGCUGUCCGCAGCCAAAGCACGCGCCCUUUACUUCCUCCCCGCUCGCCCGACACCGCCUGCGCCCGGCGGGCGAGCAGACGCGCCGUUGCGCCCAGGCGGGACCUCCCGCGCGGCCGCGGAGCGUCCUUCCCGGGACCCGGCGGCCCGCGGCGAGCGCUGCUCCCCUUCGCUUCCGCCAUCUAGUGGCCGCGCCCUCGUCCGCUCAGCUGAGACUGAAAGGUGGGAAAAUCCCCAUAAGGUGGACUGCCCCAGAAGCAAUCGCCUACAGAAAGUUCUCCUCGGCAAGUGACGCGUGGAGCUAUGGCAUCGUCAUGUGGGAGGUCAUGUCCUACGGAGAGAGACCUUAUUGGGAAAUGUCUAACCAAGAUGUCAUCCUGUCCAUUGAAGAAGGUUACAGACUCCCGGCUCCCAUGGGCUGUCCAGCGUCUCUGCACCAGCUGAUGCUCCACUGCUGGCAGAAGGAGAGAAACCACAGACCCAAAUUUACCGACAUCGUCAGCUUCCUUGACAAGCUGAUCCGCAGUCCCAGUGCCCUGCACACCCUGGUGGAGGACAUCCUGGUAAUGCCCGAGUCCCCUGGUGAAGUUCCCGAGUAUCCUUUGUUUGUCACAGUUGGUGACUGGCUGGAUUCUAUAAAGAUGGGGCAAUAUAAGAAUAACUUCAUGGCCGCAGGGUUUACCACUUUUGACCUGAUUUCAAGAAUGAGCAUCGAUGACGUUAGAAGAAUCGGAGUCAUCCUCAUUGGACACCAGAGACGAAUAGUCAGCAGUAUACAGACUUUACGUUUACACAUGAUGCAUAUACAGGAGAAGGGAUUUCAUGUAUGA